This is a messenger RNA of Brassica rapa (field mustard), 1565 nucleotides long. Its product is annotated as ethylene-responsive transcription factor ERF034. Gene Ontology annotation, molecular function: DNA-binding transcription factor activity; DNA binding. The record is from RefSeq and is a predicted model, not a curated record. Gene Ontology annotation, biological process: regulation of DNA-templated transcription. NCBI's taxonomy places the organism in Eukaryota, Viridiplantae, Streptophyta, Magnoliopsida, Brassicales, Brassicaceae.
GAAUCACAAAAAUAUCUUCUUUGUUCCGUGGACCACGUUUCAUCCUCCGUCAUUCAUUUUAUUAUAACCAAAUACCAUUAUAUAAUAUUUUUCCAUAUAAUAUGAAAAAGCCAAAGGAAAAAACAAGAUUGUGGAGGAAUAUUAAUAGCCCACUUCACAUCUAUUUCUGUGCAACCCUCUUUUCUCUAAAGCUUCUCUCCAACAAUGGAAACACAAAUCAACAUGGAGAAGAGUGCUUCUCAAGUUACCUUUAUCUCCGCCGUGUCCUCCUCCUCCGCCUCAUUAUCCUAUUCCCCCACGACAUCUUCAUCAUCGUCAUCAUCAUCAACUUCUAACUUAGGGAACCCUAAAAGAAAAGCAUCUCAAAGAUCAUUAUCAUCAUUAGCCGUCCAAGAUCUUGAUGAUCAAGGAGUGAAACGGCGGAAGACCAACGGCGGAGAUAAGCAUCCGACGUAUAGAGGAGUACGGAUGAGGAGUUGGGGAAAAUGGGUGUCCGAGAUCAGAGAGCCGAGGAAGAAAUCAAGAAUCUGGCUCGGUACUUAUCCAACGGCUGAUAUGGCUGCACGAGCUCAUGACGUGGCGGCUUUAGCCAUUAAAGGUACAACGGCUUAUCUCAACUUUCCUGAAUUAGCCGGCGAGCUUCCUCGUCCGGUCACUAAUUCUCCUAAAGACAUUCAAGCUGCUGCCACCGCCGCCGCCGUUAAUUGGCAAGAUUCCGGCGGACUCCACGUGGAUAUUUCAGACAUUACUGAAAAAACUGAAGCCGAGCCGAGCGGAGCAGUGAUGGCUCAGUCGUUAUCAGACAGUGUGGUGUUUUCUUCGGACAUUAUAACUCAAGAAUUGUCGGAAACUUCUUGUGCCUCGACGACGUCGUUUGUGGACAAAGAUAGCGACGAAGAGAAACUGUUUGAUUUGCCGGAUUUGUUUAACGGUGGAAAUGAAAUAGGGAUUAUUCGAAACGAUGCGUUUUGGUAUGACUCGUCCACGUGGCAGCUCUGUGGAGCCGAUGCUGGGUUUCGGCUUGAGGAGCCGUUUUUCUGUCUUAAUGACUAAAUCACACUCUCCACCUCACUCUAACACCUAAUUGGUUUUUAUUUUUUUCCCCUUCAUUUUUAAUUUCUCUAUUUACGUUUGGUUUGCUUUUUCUUUUUCUUUAUUUUUAUUUUGUUUUUAGCAAAUAGACGUUUGAUGAAUGUUUUUGUAAUAUAAAUGUGUUGAGAACAUUUUAAAAGAAAGCUACAAACCCAAAAAAAAAAAGAACAGUCAAAUAUAGUGUAUGAGUUUUUUUUUUUGAUGUUGGUUAUGAAACUGAUGGUUGAAGAAGGCGACAAACUUUUGAUAAAUUUAUUUCAAGAUUUAUAAUAGAAAAACAAACUUAGGCGUUGGAAAAGAACAUUAGUCACAUGGUGAUGGUGUGUUUGGAUCUUUCAUUUGCAACUUUUACAUUUUUUUUUGUUAAUUUUCUUUUCUUUUUCUAUUUGUCUACUUCUUUAUUGUAUGUCAAAAGUGAAAGGAUAUAGACUGUAAUAAGGUGAUUGCUUUUGGCCAACACCUUACUUUGUUCA